Pneumocystis murina B123 is the source of this 1548-nucleotide messenger RNA. RefSeq lists its product as hypothetical. The transcript has 8 exons. The coding region runs from base 1 to 1548 and encodes 515 amino acids. Gene Ontology annotation, biological process: glycogen metabolic process; UDP-alpha-D-glucose metabolic process. The record is from RefSeq and is a predicted model, not a curated record. Gene Ontology annotation, cellular component: cytoplasm. Gene Ontology annotation, molecular function: UTP:glucose-1-phosphate uridylyltransferase activity. Lineage: Eukaryota; Fungi; Ascomycota; Pneumocystomycetes; Pneumocystales; Pneumocystaceae.
AUGGAAGGCGUUCAAUUAUGUAAUACAAGUGUACUUGGGAAAGAAAAGGAAUUGACAUAUGAAAGAAUGUUAUCUAUGGAAUUUGAAGACACAUCUAUUAAUAUUUCAUCAAGCUCUAUGAGAAAUGAACUUGACAAGUUGUUAGGGACAGUUAAAGAUGAGGAACGUCAGAAGUUCUUCAAGAUGGAAAUGGAUAAUUUUUUUUCUCUUUUUAAUAGAUAUUUGUUAAAUAAAAUGAAAAAAACGCUACAAUGGGAGAGAAUAAAAAUACCUAAUAAUGAACAAGUAUUGCAAUAUAAAACUAUUAAAGAGGCAGAUAUAAAUUCUGCAAGAGUACUUCUUGAUAAAUUAGUUGUUCUUAAGCUUAAUGGCGGACUUGGAACCACUAUGGGAUGUGUUGGACCUAAAAGUAUUAUUGAGGUUCGAGAGGGUCAUACUUUUCUUGAUCUUAGUGUUAGACAAGUAGAGUAUCUCAAUAAAAAAUAUAAUGUUAAUGUUCCAUUGGUCCUUAUGAACUCAUUUAAUACGGAUGAAGAUACUACUAGAAUUAUUAAAAAAUAUACAGGACAGAAUGUUGAUAUUCUUACAUUUAAUCAAUCUAGAUAUCCUCGUAUAAGUAAAGAAUCUUUAUUACCUAUUCCUCGAACAUAUGACUCAUGUAUUUUUGAAUGGUAUCCACCUGGUCAUGGGGAUUUGUUUAAAGCUCUUUCAAACAGUGGUUUACUUGAGAAAUUGCUUUCUCGGGGAAAAGAGAUAUUAUUUGUAUCUAAUAUUGAUAAUCUUGGUGCUGUUGUCGAUUUAAAUAUUUUGCAAUAUAUGGUUGAUAAUAAAUCCGAGUAUAUAAUGGAAUUAACAGAUAAAACGAAAGCAGACAUUAAAGGUGGAACAAUUAUUGAUUAUGAGGGUAGUAUUCGUCUUCUUGAAAUAGCUCAAGUACCUCCACAACAUGUAGAGGAAUUUAAAUCUAUAGAGAAAUUUAAGUAUUUUAAUACCAAUAAUAUUUGGCUUGAUUUAUCUUCGAUUAAACGAGUCCUCGAAAAUAAUGAAUUAGCAUUAGAAAUUAUUCCAAACUAUAAAAUUCUUUCAUCUGAUGUAAAAGGAGAUAAUGACAUAAGCGUUAUACAACUUGAAACAGCAAUUGGAUCUGCAAUUCAUUAUUUUGGAAACUCUCGUGGAAUUAAUGUUCCUCGCAGUCGGUUUUUACCUGUUAAAACAUGUUCAGAUCUUUUUCUAGUUAAGUCGGAUCUUUACUCUUUACAACAUGGUCAACUUACUAUGGAUGAAACCCGUUUUGGAGGAGUUCCGCUUAUAAAGUUAGGAAAUCAUUUUAAAAAGGUUAGCGAUUUUCAAAAACGGAUUCCAUAUAUUCCAAAAAUUCUUGAAUUAGAUCAUCUUACCAUGACUGGUGCUAUCACUUUAGGAAAAAAUGUUGUUUUAAAAGGCACAGUCAUCAUUGUAGCAGGCGAUGGUCAAAGUAUUGACAUACCAAAUGGAUCUAUACUCGAAAAUACAGUAGUUACAGGAAACUUAAGACUUUUGGAGCAUUAA